GACACCGUUUCACCUUAUUCUUUCCCUCGUUCUUUCUCUCGAUAUCUUUGCUAGACUUGCAGGGAAAGAAAAGCAGGUCCGAGUCUGGACUAAAAACACCUUGGGUUUCUUCGUCUCCUCCAUUCCUCAGAUCAAAUCACUAUCUUUCACAAUUUAAGUUAACCCUAGAUUUCACUAUGACUCAAGACGUCGAGAUGAAGGAGCAGCCAGCUCCUAGCAAUUCUACUACCUCUUCUUCUCCUUCUACUCUCCACCAUUUGAAAGAGAUUGCGUCACUGAUUGAGACUGGUGCCUAUGCCCGAGAGGUAAGGCGGAUUGUUCGUGCUGUUCGCUUGACGAUGGCCUUAAGGAGAAAGCUCAAGGCUCAAGUGCUCUCUGCAUUCCUUAAUUUUGCUCUUAGUCCUGGAUCCGAGCCUCAUAAUCGGCUAGUCUCCUAUCUCCCUAAGGAGGAUGAACAUGAAAUGGAGGUUGAUACUGCAACAUCUGUGACUCCAGCUCUUGUGAAACAUCCGUUACCAGAACUAGAGAUAUACUGCUACUUGCUGGUGCUAAUAUAUUUGAUUGAUCAGAAGAAAUAUAAUGAGGCUAAAGCUUGUUCAUCAGCAAGCAUAGCCAGGCUGAAGAACGUGAAUAGGAGGACAGUUGAUGUCCUAGCAUCCAGGCUCUACUUUUAUUACUCCCUUAGCUAUGAACUCACUGGUGAUCUCUCUGAAAUCAGAGGCAACCUCCUUGCUCUUCAUCGCAUUGCAACACUGCGCCAUGAUGAGCUUGGUCAGGAAACACUUCUCAACCUUCUACUUCGCAACUAUCUCCACUACAAUUUAUAUGAUCAAGCAGAGAAGCUGAGGUCUAAAGCCCCACGAUUUGAAGCUCACUCGAAUCAGCAGUUCUGUCGGUACCUCUUUUACUUGGGAAAAAUUAGGACUAUUCAGUUGGAGUACACCGAUGCAAAAGAGUCCCUUCUUCAAGCUGCUCGGAAAGCACCUGUUGCAGCCCUUGGUUUUCGAGUUCAAUGCAACAAAUGGGCAAUUAUUGUCAGAUUGUUGCUAGGAGAAAUCCCUGAGAGAACUGUUUUUAUGCAGAAAGGCAUGGAGAAUGCUCUGAGGCCUUACUUUGAGUUGACAAAUGCUGUUCGAAUAGGAGAUCUGGAGCUCUUUAAAUCUGUUGCAGAGAAGUUCUCCACCACUUUCAGUUCAGACAGGACUUACAAUUUAAUUGUUAGACUGCGACACAAUGUGAUAAGGACCGGACUUCGCAACAUCAGUAUUUCUUAUUCCCGUAUUUCAUUGGCUGAUGUGGCCAAGAAGUUAAGAUUGGAUUCCUCAAACCCUGUUGCUGAUGCUGAGAGUAUUGUAGCGAAGGCAAUACGAGAUGGCGCAAUUGAUGCAACUCUGGAUCAUGCCAAUGGUUGGAUGGUAUCAAAGGAAACAGGGGAUAUUUACUCCACAAAUGAGCCUCAAAUUGAAUUUAACUCAAGGAUUGCUUUCUGCCUCAAUAUGCAUAACGAAGCAGUGCGUGCACUUAUGUUUCCUCCAAAUUCCCACAAGGAGAAAGAAAGUGCUGAGAAGAGAAGGGAGAGACAACAGCAAGAACAGGAGCUUGCGAAGCACAUAGCUGAGGAGGAUGAUGAUGAAUUUUAAUUUUGCAUCUGCAAAAUUUCAGCCGUUUUCACCUUGGGAUGUGCACUCCGGUCCAGCUGCACAACUUCCUUCAAGAACUCCCUACAAGAAUAUUUUGACAUUUAUCUUCUGCAUCGAAUUUUUAUAUUCUGAUUUAGGAUUCUGUCCCAUAUCCAAGCGACCUCUGUUCGACUACUCAGGAUCAUAUUAUGGAAUGGAAUUUCUUCCAUUGAAUUCCUUUUCGUUGCCUGAUUUUAUUGCAAUAGUUUUCCUGUUUCUUUUGCUUCAGGAUGUUUGUUGUAUUUUCCAUAACUGAUAAUGAUAGAUAUUCCAUAAUGGCUUUAAAAUCUAAAA
Jatropha curcas is the source of this 1973-nucleotide messenger RNA. Its product is annotated as putative 26S proteasome non-ATPase regulatory subunit 3. Gene Ontology annotation, biological process: regulation of protein catabolic process; ubiquitin-dependent protein catabolic process. Lineage: Eukaryota; Viridiplantae; Streptophyta; Magnoliopsida; Malpighiales; Euphorbiaceae. Gene Ontology annotation, cellular component: proteasome regulatory particle, lid subcomplex; proteasome complex. Gene Ontology annotation, molecular function: enzyme regulator activity. The record is from RefSeq and is a predicted model, not a curated record.